Molecule: messenger RNA, 3138 nt
Organism: Arthroderma uncinatum
Lineage: Eukaryota; Fungi; Ascomycota; Eurotiomycetes; Onygenales; Arthrodermataceae
Exons: 3
Coding region: 1-3138 (1045 amino acids)
Biological process (GO): protein import into nucleus
Cellular component (GO): cytosol; nuclear envelope
Molecular function (GO): small GTPase binding
Source: RefSeq, a predicted model, not a curated record
AUGGAUCAAGAGCUCGUCCAGCUUCUCUCUGAUACCCAGAACGCCGCCGCAGACACUCGAAAGACCGCGGAGUUGCGCCUGCAGAGCCUCUAUUCGAACGAGAACUUCCCCCUCUCCCUCGCCUCGAUUGCGUCCCAUAACUCGGUUCCUGUUCCUCUCCGGCAGUCUGCACUGGUCGUUCUACGUACCUUCAUCAAUUCGGCAUGGUCCUCGCAGCUCGACGAUUUCAAGGGCCAGGUCCUCGUCAACGACGCGAACAAGGCACACCUCCGACGCGUUCUACUUGAACUAGCUACCUCUCCGGAGCAAGAUGACCGCAAGGUCAAGACUUCAGCGAGCCUAGUCGUCAGCCGUAUCGCCAGUGCUGAUUUCCCUGACGAGUGGCCCGAGAUCCUGCCCACGCUGCUCCAAAUUAUCCCCAAUAGCACAGAUGUCCAGCUACACGGCGCCCUGAAGGUUCUGUCAGACUUGGUGGAGACUGGCUUCAACGAAGAGCAGUUCUUCAAGGUGGCUAGGGAAUUGGUGUCGACGGUGUUCAGUGUCGCGACGAAUACUUCGCGGAAGCCGAUAUUGCGAGCACUGGCCGUUUCGACCUUCCGGGCAUGCUUCGACACGCUCGAGAUGGUCAUUGAGCAGCAUAAGGUCGAAGUUAGGCAGUUUAUGGACGAGGCGUUGAACGGAUGGCUGCCAUUUUUCAUUGCUACGAUCAAAGAACCACUCCCGACUAUGCCGUCAGAAGAGGAUGAGGCCAGUGACUCCCCGAUUCCACAGCAAUGGCGCGGCGUUAUUGCGUUGAAAUCACAGGUUGUCAAGACGAUUAUGAAAGUCCGAACUGUCCUGCCAGCUCUACUUACAACUCACAGCACGACUCUCUUCCACACCAUCUGGACUGAGCUGACAACCAUUCAAGACGCGUAUCAGCAGCUUUACAUUCACGACGAGAGACAAGGGCGUCUUGAAGAUGCAGAUAAUCUUCCAUAUACGCUUGACUUCUUGGUAUUGGAGGAAUUGGACCUCAUGCAGGCCUUGCUCCGUGCACCACCUGUCAGAAUCGAACUAGAGAGUCAAUUGAAACUGGCUGGAGCUACCGCAAGUUCCUCGAGCUGGCUGCCAGAGAUGAUGAAGCUUGUUGUAUCCUACGCUCAGAUUACGACCGAAGAGGAAGGCCUCUGGGAUAUUGAUGUCAACUUAUAUCUUUCCGAGGAAACCUCUGUUACUGCCAACUACACCCCUAGAACUUGUGGCGGUGACCUUGUCAUCAGACUUGGCGAGUGGCUCAAGCGUACUGCGGUUGAUGGGCUCCUUUCGUACACGAACGGUCUCUUCUCCGACCCCAACACAGGAUGGAAAUACCGUGAAUCUGCCCUCUUCAUUCUCAACCAGCUACUUCGCGACUUGAGUGACGUGGAUCAGACCAUUUCCGUGGACUUGGCCACUGGUUUCAACGAAUUUGUGAAGUUUUGUAUUCAGCAGGAUGAAGUUUUCCUUCGAUCACGAGGGUACCUUGUCGCAGGUAUUAUUGCGCGAACGGCCGGGGAGGGCUUUUACCAGUCUGCAGUGCCGUAUCUCGAAGCUGCCGUUAAAGGCAUCCGAGAUGACCCCUCAGAGGUCGUUAAAGUCUCCUGCAUUCGUGUCUUGCAAGAUUUCUUGCCCGCUUUGCCUGCAGCCACGGCAGCACCGUUCCAAGUACCAGUUCUGUCGAUACUCUCAGACUUCAUUUCCAGCCACGACCUUCGUGAUUUCUCUGAAGGGGAUGACCUCAAAUUCACCCUUGCAGAUACUCUACGUGACACCAUCAUGGUCGACGCUAACAUCGUCCUCUCAUCGAUUGCAUUAGACGUACUUUUCAACAUUGCAAGUGCCGGUGCAGGGAAUUUCCAGUUAGCCAUGAUCGUGACGGAAACAUUCGAGCAGAUCGUGCAACAUAUCGCUGUUCAAGGGCCCGAGGCGUAUAUUAGUCUGUGCGAGAAAGUGCUUCCUCCUUUGACUGGCGCCAUUGAUGUUGGAAACAUGACACAGGAGAAUUCGUUGACGAAUUUGGCCACGGACCUUUUGCGAGCUCUGGCCGAGAAUGGUCUAGAGCCACUCCCACAGGGCCUGAUUGCGACGGUACUGCCGAAAUUGAAUCGAUUAUUACUCGGAUCAGGUGACAGCGAACUUCUUCCCACCGCAACGCUGGCCGUGAAGCAUAUGCUGGAGCACGACCCAAUCCAGUUCUUUGCCUGGCAAGACCCGCAGACUGGAAAGGGGGCAGUUGAAACUGUCCUUAUCAUCAUAGAUCGCCUUCUCGGCUCAGCUGUAGAUGACAACGCCGCGUCUGAAGUUGGUGAACUUGCUGCGGAAUUGGUUGAGAAGGCGGGUGCUGAGAAACUAGGUCCAUAUUUACCACAACUUCUCCGUGCUGUUGCCCAGCGACUGGCUACGGCAGAAAAGGCUCAGCUGAUCCAAAGUCUUAUCCUUGUUUUUGCACGACUAUCUCUGAUAAACGCUCGAGACGUCAUUGAUUUCCUCGGCCAGCUUGACAUCAAUGGCCAAUCUGGUCUUCACGUCGUUCUGGCUAAAUGGCUCGAAAACUCUGUCACCUUCGCUGGCUACGAUGAGAUCAGACAGAAUGUCAUUGCCCUGUCUAAACUCUACGAACUUGACGAUCCCCGUAUCGCCGAGAUACAAGUCAAAGGCGAGCUCAUUAUUCAGGACACGGGCAGGAUCAAGACACGCUCCCAAUCCCGCAAGAACCCAGACCAGUACACCGUUAUCCCAGCGCCAUUGAAGAUCAUCAAAGUCCUCGUUGAAGAACUUUCCUCGGCAUCGGGUGCUCGAGAUAUCCGAGGUGCUGCUGCUGGUGGCUUAGCCAGUGGUGAGCUCGAUGAUCUCGAAAGUGAUGACGAGAAUGACGACUGGGAAGAUCUUCCAUCUAACAACAUCCUUGACCUCGGUCUUGGUAUCACAAAGCAAGAGUUGAUGGGUUUUGGUGCUGAAGACGACGAUGGCUCUCUCGCUAUGCGACAGCGAGAUGAUGAGACACAGGCAUUUUUGACCCAGUUCUUCACCGAAAAUGCUCCUAAGCCAAGAUUCCAGGAGAUUUUUGCUGCGCUGAACCCACCUGAACAGGGUAGAUUACGGAGCCUGUCCUCUUGA